Suillus clintonianus is the source of this 2648-nucleotide messenger RNA. RefSeq lists its product as uncharacterized. NCBI's taxonomy places the organism in Eukaryota, Fungi, Basidiomycota, Agaricomycetes, Boletales, Suillaceae. The transcript has 8 exons. The record is from RefSeq and is a predicted model, not a curated record. The coding region runs from base 1 to 2406 and encodes 801 amino acids.
AUGGCGACUCUCGUUCGUACACAAGUCGUACAGCCCGCUGAGCAGGAUGAAAGCCUUCGAACGUCCGUUCCGAAACCAUUUCCGAGCGCAGAAGAAAGAGAGCAACUACUUCAGGAAGCACUUUUAGAAGAACUUGCUGAGGAGCAAGUAGAGUAUGAAGCCUGGCCAAUGGGCGCGUAUCGCAAAGCACGCUGCGAUCAGCAGCAGCGCUACAUAAUCCCAAUUUUGCAGACAGUUAUCAUACCAUCAAUCACUGCCGUUCAGACUUCGUGUCUCAUGACACUCAAUAACUUGUUAUCCAUCCCUACAAGAUGGCAGCCAAUUGUCCCAGACAGGCGCCACUCAAUGCCAGCCUCUAUGCACCGUGAGCAGGCGCCACAAUCAUACUCAGCACUUGAGACACUUGUGUUAAAUCUCAGAAAUCAUGACGGUGGGGAGAUAUCACACAAAGUCCAGGAUGACCAUACAACUCUCCUAGAAGAACUUAGGGAUCGAGUCGAUGCUCUAGCGCCUUCGAUGAACCGACAGGAUGCACAUUUUGCGCAAGUUAUAGUGUCCCUCCUUUUGGACUUGGACCAAUUGCCUGCAGUUUCUCCUCCUUUAGAUUCAGCACCUCAGGCAUCUUCUUCCGCUUCUCCUGGCCUUAUCGAUCGACAUCCCCCUGAACUCAUAAGCACCCUCAAAGCAACUUGGCGAUCUACAACUGUACAAACCGCGCUGCUUUGGUCCAAGAUCGACCGCAAACUAGAAACAGUAACAGCACUUUGUAAAGAUCGCGCCGAUUCCCACCGUCCCUCCCCCCUAGAUCACCUCCCCCCUCAAUAUGACCACGUAGACCACGACUUCGAGACACCCCCGGAAUACGAUGCUGGAUAUCAAUCAUCUUCCGAGAAGGCUGGUAUGCAUCCACCAAGGUCGAUACCAUCUCCCAGCAUCUCUAACGAGAAACUGCGCAUGGAUUUUGAUGCUGUGACGCUGGCAAUCGAGCGUCUGUACCUCGUUGCACCCCAGCUACACAACCAACGAGUGGAGUUGAAGAGCUCCAAGCUCGCCCAAAUGGAGCGCGCACGACUUGAAGGUUCUAAAGUCCAGCCUUCCAUAGCUAAGGGGAAGCAGAAAGCUCAUGAUCGGGAUAUGCGCGACCUUAACCACAUGCUUGAGCUCCUCGGGAAAGCAUCAGACCGCAAGUUGACCGAUCAGUCAGUUAUCAUGGAUAGCAGACGGAUGAUCAGGCUCAGGGAAGCAAAACAGCAGUACGAGGAUCAGCGAGGCGCAUUCGUCGAUCAUAUUGUCCAACGUUCGGGAGCUGGGAGAUUACAUGAUCAAGAUGCCAUCUUGCAACCCAAAGUCAAAGCACUGGAUGAACUUGUCACGCUCCCGGAGUUCAUCCGCGAAACAAUGUUGAACAUUUCGACAAGAGGCCACAAGAAGUCACGCAGUCGAAGUAUAUCUGCCCCACAAUGGUUGCGCCCUGCAGCGGAACUUAGCCGACGGCUGUCUAAGAGCUCCAGCAGACCGAGCUCAUCCCAUGGACAGGUCCAAUCUGGAACAGAACAGCAAGGGGGUAUCGCACUCGAUGUUUCCUAUGUCGCCGAAUAUCACGAGACCUUGAAACAUGCUGAAGUGUUGCCAACUUCGUCCAGUGGGACAGAUGGCGACUGGCUGGUGAUUAGAAGCUCUUGGGCCUCCUCGCCUCCACUAAGCCUGCCUGUCCGAGUCGCUCCAGGGAAGAAGGAUGCCCAAAGUCGUCAAGGACACUACGAGCUCAAAAUUGGGAUUGCGAAUUCGCAGGCUGCGAGGUCUUCUUCACCCGAUGAACCUACCCCAUUGGUGUCUGCUGAGCAACUCGUAUCGUUGAAGCCGACAUCCUGGUCCUGCAUAUCCUGCUCUCUCCCCCUCGUCCACAUCCCAAAGUUGAUAAAAUACCGCGACCUCCCAUCAGAACAUUGGGAAGAACUUGUCGAUUCCUGGAUCCGGAGGAGAGCGAAGCUCUCGUUGGAUGUGGCUACAUCCUUUUCCAGCAAUCGGCAAUUGUAUCCAAUAAUCUCUCCUGCACCGAGCAGCCUCUGGUGGAUAUUCAUUUUCUAUCGAACUCGUGUUAUUGUAGGACGAUCAAGAAGACCGACGUUGGGCUUCCGCCAGCGGCCGCUAGUCGAUCGUCGGUGCUCUGCUUCGGGAGGCACUGGGGCGACGAGCUGGGUCGGUGCUGUGGUGACGCCUUCAAGUGGUACCACCCAUCCGAUAGCACUGGCGGCACUGAUGAUGAGGCUUCCUCUUCCCCCUGGGAUGGAAGGGGCCAUGGACGACUCCGAUCCGCUCGGGUACAUUGACAUGGAUAUCCAGGACUGGAUGACCUGCGGGAAGAUUUCCGUCCAAACCUCAAGGCACGCCUCGUGGGUUGGAUAGAAGCGGGCCGAACAAUCAAGGGAGGGUUUCGGUGUUGUUGAAGGUGUAUACUGUGAUUUUGGAGAUGAUGACAUUCAUGGGUGUGCCGGAUAUAGUGGAUGAGAUGACGAGAUAGUAGGUGCUAAAGGCACUUUGCAUGAGAAGAACUUAAACGACAUUGUAAUUCAAAACAUGCUCGAGACAAAAUAAGAGUUGUCAAAGGGAUUGAAGGGGGUCAGCUUGCGUCUUUUGCUCGCUGCAAU